This is a messenger RNA of Vombatus ursinus (common wombat), 3578 nucleotides long. RefSeq names its product thymidine kinase 2, mitochondrial-like. The record is from RefSeq and is a predicted model, not a curated record. Gene Ontology annotation, molecular function: deoxynucleoside kinase activity. NCBI's taxonomy places the organism in Eukaryota, Metazoa, Chordata, Mammalia, Diprotodontia, Vombatidae. The transcript is spliced from 10 exons. Gene Ontology annotation, cellular component: cytoplasm; mitochondrion. The coding region runs from base 50 to 934 and encodes 294 amino acids.
UGCGGAAGCAUCGAAGGCUGGCAGCUUAUGCGCAGGCCACUGGGGCUCCAUGGUGCCAGUGCGCGCGUGGGUCCGGCUGCUGCUGAAGCCCCUGCAUCCCCUCGGGCCCCAGCUAGCUCCUGCACCAGGCCACGGGAGGCUCCGCUCCCUGGCCCCACUGGUCCGGCUUCAGCACCUCUGGUCCCCGGGGCUGACCAUGGCAUCGGGCUCCGAGGGGAAGCUGCAGCGCGCUCCGCCCUAUGGUUGGCCCAUGGAUAAACAUGAGAAAAAUGAAAGGGACCAGAAGUCAGUGAUCUGUAUCGAAGGUAACAUCGCGAGUGGGAAAACGACAUGCCUGGAGUACUUUUCUAAAACCACUGACAUUGAGGUUUUGACAGAGCCCGUAUCUAAAUGGAGAAAUGUCCGCGGCCACAACCCUCUGGGCUUGAUGUAUCAGGAUGCCUCAAGAUGGGGGAUAACCUUGCAGACUUAUGUGCAGCUUACCAUGCUGGAGCAACACACCAAGCCUCUGAUUUUACCAGUGCGGAUGAUGGAGAGGUCAAUUCACAGUGCAAAAUACAUUUUUGUAGAAAAUUUGCAUAGAAGUGGCAAGAUGCCUGACGUGGAUUAUGUGGUCUUAUCUGAAUGGUUUGACUGGAUUGUGAAGAACAUGGAUGUUUCAGUUGAUUUAAUAGUUUAUCUCCGGACCUCUCCUGAGACUUGUUACGAGAGAUUGAAGAAGAGAUGUAGAGAAGAAGAAAAAGUCAUUCCGUUGGAGUAUUUGGAAGCCAUCCACCAGCUGUAUGAGGAGUGGCUCAUUAAGCAAACCCUCUUCAAAGUUCCCUCUCCUGUUCUGGUGAUUGAGGCAGACCAGGACACACAGACAAUGACGGAACUCUAUGAGAAAAACCGGGACCAAAUAUUAACUGCAGGGAAUAUGAAGCAUCACUUAUAAAACCAGGAAAUUAAAUCUAUGUGAUCAUAGUAGGAGCCUAUCAGGAUCUGUCAGUUUAGCCAUGAGGAAUAACUUUUUAAGGUCCACUCAAGUGAAUUUUCUAUCACAUCUGAUUAAAAAUAAAUGUGUGUAUGCAUAUACACACAUGCAACACACAAUAACAUACAUGAGAUGUGAAGGGUAUACCUAUAUGUACGUGCAUAUGUAUAUAUGUCUACUUCAAUAUACUAAGUAUUGAAGUGUACAUAUAUACACGUUUGUGUAUACAUAUAUGUCUUUGGUAAAUUGUCAUGGUGUUCAUUUAUUACCUGAGUGUCUGCCAUGAGGCCUAUUGGUGAUGUGGCCCAUCUGAUCUUGGGAUGCGGCCUGCCUGAGAUUUUUAGCCAAAAAAAACCAAAAGUCACUAGCAUCUAACUAUGUAGCAGGCCAUUUAACUGACUGCUAUUGGGAGCUGUGCUAGCAGAUUUGGACCAAUUAAUCCUAAUUGAAGUUGAAUGUCAUUCAUCAUGUAAUUAAAUUCAUGCAGCCCCCACAGGCGUAUAUGGUCCCUGCCACCACUGAAGACCUGGAAUGCUUUUUUUCUACUACGUAGCUCAAUUGUAGGAGGUAUAAUAGUGGACUUUCCACCUUUGGUGCUUUUACUCCCCCAAAUUCCAGGGAAUUCUCGUUUUGCAUUUUGAUGACCUAGGAAUAGCUUCAAUGAUAGAAUCAGAUCUUCCUGACAACUCGAUGGUCCAGCCUUUUGUUGUGAGCAUGGGAACAGGAGCCUGUAUUUAUAGAGAGAAAGCCAGGGGGUGAAUGGAGCCAAGUGUCAUUAUUGUCUGGUAAUUUGUUUGCCAAGUCAUUGAGGGGAAUAAACAAUUGCUGGAUUUUUCUUUUUUUUUUUUCCCCCCACAAGCCAAUGCUGUGUUUGGUCUCGUGAAAUACUAAUGCUUUUACAUGCUGUUUUUAACUGUAUCAUGAGUCUGAGUCUGAGAUGCAGCUUACGUCUACUAUGAAAUCAUGUGACUUUUAUGAGCGUGAAGGCCUUCUUUUCUAGGUGGCACCCUUUCUUACUGGUAGUGUAUGAGGAGAGAAGAGAUGAUGAUCUGGGAUACCCUAAAGAAGGGAUCUCAAAUCUACAGGCUUGCCUUUUUGGACUGCUUGUACCCCACUGUGCUUGGAAGCGUGCCACGAAACGCUUUGGCCCUUGGCUCAGACAAGCGAAAAAGACUACUUAGCAUGAUGGCAAAUAGAAAUGUGUACAUCAAAUAGACUUGACAUUUGAGUCUAAAGUCAUUGUCUUGGACAUGUUGAUUUCUGAGAGCCUUUCUAGUGCUAAGGAUCUAUAAUGGCAUUGCAAAUUUUCUAUGGUGUUCAAAUGUAUUAUUUUUCAUUUUGGGGGAAAUCACUCUUGUCAUUUGGGUAGUUUAUUAAAUGUUGAAGAAAGAGUGGGAUAGCUUGGGGCUCAUUUCAUUCUCAUUGACUAUUUUGUGCCCUUUGAGGUUUUACUGGGAACCUAAUCUUGAGGACAAUACCACGAGGCCCCGUGGUCUCCAAGGAACAUCUACUCCAUGGCUUCUGUUUUUAAAAAAAUGUGUUUUUAUUAAUGUGUUUUUUAUGUCACUGUAAUUUCUAGAAACCCUCCCCUAGUUCCUCCCGACCCAGAGGCUUUGCAUGUAAUAGCAUUUUUCAAAGAAAAAAACAGGAAAAAUUUCAGCAUAACUGAUCAGCACAAUGAAAAAAAUCUGAAAAUAUGUACCAUGUACAAUCGUGGUAGACUUCCCACCUUUGCAAAUAGGUGAGUUGAAGGUGUCUUCUCUAUCUUUUCGAGUUGUGCUUAUUCUUUGUAAUUUUGCAGCAUUCAUUUUUGUGGUGAUUCUUUCUGUUCAUAUGUAACCAUUUUUGCAUGUUGUUUGCUUUGUUUCUGCUUAUUCCCCGCUGCAUCUGUUAGUUCAUGUAGGUCUUUGCAUGCCUCUCUGUAUUGAUCACUUUCAUCAUUUCUCGUAGAACAGUCAUAUUCCAUAACAUUCAUGCGCCACAGUUUCUUUAGUUAUUCCGCAGUCAAUGAGCAUCUUCUUUAUUUCCAGUUCUUACAAAAAAGUACUGCUGUAAGUGUGUUGAUGUGUAUGGGGACUCUCUUCUUAGCCGUGUCCUCCUUGGAGAAUAAACCUAGUAGAGGAAUCUCUAGGUCAAAGGGUACGGACAGCUUGGUCACUUUAUUUGCAUAGUUCCAAAUUCUCCUCUAAAAUGAUUAUACUGAUUUACAGAUCCACCAAUAAUAUAUUAGUGUGCCUAUCUUCCCCUUUUGUCAUCAUUGCUAAUUUAAUUUGCAAGGUGUGAAGUCAAACCUCAGGCUUGUUUCAGUUUGCAUUUCUCCACUGCUUUUAAGCUGAUUCAGAUUUUUUUUUUUGUUUUUGUUCAGAUUGAGGGGUGUGACUUUGGAAAGAGCAUUGGGAUAGGAACCAGGAGCUUUGACCCUACUGUUAACUCACUUUCUGACUGUAGGAAAGUUAUUUCCCCCUUUCCAGGUCCCAGUUUCUUAUCUGUAAAAUGAAAGAUUUGGGCUAUGAAUUGAGAAUCAAAGGAUUUCAGAGUUGGAAGAGAUCAGGGGGCCCCUGUAGUCUAGCCUAUGUCUGAAAAAAUAAAUUUCCUCUGUAACAUA